Messenger RNA from Funneliformis mosseae, 613 nucleotides. NCBI's taxonomy places the organism in Eukaryota, Fungi, Glomeromycota, Glomeromycetes, Glomerales, Glomeraceae. The record is from the annotation of a GenBank genome assembly.
UCCAAACGAAGAUGACAAUGAUGUUUCAAACGAGGGUAAUAAUAAUCCAAAUGAAGACGACAAUGGGGACGAUAACGACGUUUCAAAAGAGGAUAAAAAAGAAGCUACUGGACUAAUGUCAGCUCUAGAAAUGGGAACAAAUAGAAGAUCAAUGUCAGUUCUAGAAGAAACGAUUUCUAGACCGGUAUCUUUAGAUUCGAGAGCCAAUAACCGAAAUGAAUUCUUGUCCUCUAAACCGAAAUCAGCUUUAGAAUCAAGAACCGAUAAAGAGUUCUUUCAAGACCGAAUUCAAACUCAAUUGGGUAUUAAUAGUCAAGAAAAGGUUCUUUCGAGAUCGAAUUCAAGACCUCUAUCGGAUGUCAAUAGUCAAGGUAAUGACUAUUUCGUUCCUUCAAUAUCGAAUUCAAGACUAAAUUCAAGAUCUCCAUCGGGUGUCAAUAGUCAAGACGAUGACUAUUUCGCUCCUUCAAAGAGAAGAACAAAUAGUCCUGAUUAUUAUGAUCCCUCAAACAGAGCAUUUUAUUCAAAACCUAUGAGGCCGUCACCUUUAGGGUCAAGAGCAAAUAUAAUGAAUAUUCUCAAUAAUACAUUUGACGAUACACCUCAUCAUUAA